CUUUAGCCAUUUAUAAGAACCAACCAACGAGUCGGAGCAAUAUGUUAGAUAGUAGAUAGUGAGCAUAUGGUAGAUGCUGUCACUCUCACGUUAUCUGUGACAUAUUGGAGCAUAUUAUUAAAAUAAAUACAUUAUGGAAUCCAAUUAUUUUCAAAAUAUCGUAAAUGUGGAAUACAAUCGAAAAUAUGAUAAAAAUAUUGAGUAUGGAACAGCUGGUUUUAGAGCAAAAUCAGACGUCCUGGAACAUGUUUUAUAUAGAAUGGGUCUUUUAGCAGUUUUAAGAUCAAAAGUAAAAAGAGCUGCCAUAGGUUUAAUGAUUACUGCAAGCCAUAAUUUAGAACCUGAUAAUGGUAUCAAGCUCAUUGAUCCUGCUGGUGAGAUGCUUGAAGUUUCUUGGGAAACUAUAGCAACAACUUUAGCUAACGCACAAGAUAAUGAUUUGAUAUCAACAUUAACAGAUAUAUCUAGAAAAGAAAAUAUUGAUUUAUCAGUACCAGCAAGGGUGAUAACAGGAAUAGAUACUCGUAAAAGCAGUCCCAUCUUAUUAAAUGCUGCACUAGCAGGAAUCAGAGCUUUGAAUGGUGAUGUUACAGAUUUAGGAUUGGUCACCACUCCGCAGUUACACUAUGUCAUAGUAUGUAUAAACACUUGUGGUAUUUAUGGCAAUCCCACACUGCAAGGAUAUUAUACGAAACUCGCAACAGUAUUCAAAAGUAUAAGAGGUACUGAGAAAAAUAAUAAAAAAUACUCAAGUGUAUUACAAUUGGAUGCUGCAAAUGGUGUCGGUGCUAUUGCAGUGAAGGAAUUUCAAAGAUACUUGAAGGAUGUGCUGGAUAUUAAACUGAUUAACGAUGGAAGCGGAGUCUUGAAUCACAAGUGCGGCGCAGAUUAUGUCAAAGUACAACAGACUAUGCCUUUGAAUAUCCCUUCUGAAACAAAUGUCAGAUGUGUCAGUAUAGAUGGGGAUGCCGACAGAGUAAUAUAUUUUUAUGUAGACGAGAAUAAUAAAUUUCAUCUCUUGGACGGAGACCGAAUAGCCACGCUAGUGGCAGCCUAUUUCAAGGAACUAUUAACUACGAGCGGUUUAUCAUUACAAUUGGGCUUAGUGCAAACCGCAUAUGCCAACGGCGGUUCAACCGAUUACAUAUCGAAAGUAUUAGAAGUACCAGUCGCUUGUGUGUCAACCGGCGUGAAGCAUUUACAUAAAAAAGCGUUGGAAUUCGAUAUCGGUGUCUAUUUUGAAGCAAAUGGACACGGGACUGUAAUUUUCAAAGAUACCGCUAAAAAUAUUAUUAAGAAUUAUGCUAAGAAGGAGAAUCUCUUGGAAGCACAAAAAACGGCCGCUACAAAACUGAAGAACAUAAUUGAUUUGAUAAAUGAAACAGUCGGCGAUGCGUUAAGCGAUAUACUGUUAGUCGAGACUAUAUUACACGACAAGGGCUGGGAUAUAAUCGAAUGGGAAAGGAGUUAUAAUGAUUUACCGAAUAAGCAGCUUAAAGUCAGUGUGCAAGAUAGAAAUAUUAUAACAACAACGAAUGCGGAACGACAAUGUUUGACGCCUGUUGGUUUGCAAGAAGAAAUUGAUAAAACAGUUUCCAAAUAUUCAAGAGGUCGAACGUUCGUUAGACCUUCUGGAACUGAAAACAUCGUACGAGUUUAUGCGGAAUGUGAAAACUCAUCGGAUAUUUACAAAUUAGCUACGGAAGUAGCCUUACUUGUGUAUAAAUUAGCAGACGGUGUCGGACCUGAACCCAGCUUAUCAUGAUUAAAUUUGGAGUUAUCAUUUAGUUAUAUCCAUAUAAAAACGAUAAUUCAUUUGCUAGAUUUUGUUUUUUAAAUUCUAUCGUAUUUUUUAAAUUUUAAGUUUUAUUUUUUUGUAUUUUGGCAUGGAAUGCAUAUGGAAUAUUGUAUUACAAUAUUUUAAAAAUUUCAUAAUACAACGUAUUAAAAUAA
This is a messenger RNA of Nylanderia fulva, 1953 nucleotides long. RefSeq names its product phosphoglucomutase 3-like protein nst (gene nst). Gene Ontology annotation, molecular function: phosphoacetylglucosamine mutase activity. Lineage: Eukaryota; Metazoa; Arthropoda; Insecta; Hymenoptera; Formicidae. The record is from RefSeq and is a predicted model, not a curated record. Gene Ontology annotation, biological process: UDP-N-acetylglucosamine biosynthetic process; carbohydrate metabolic process.